AUGAAGGCAACUACACGACACAGAAAACGUUCAAACUGUGAUGUUUGUGGGAAAUCAUUUGCUCAAAGUAAUAACCUCAAAAUUCAUAUGUUUACACAUACUGGAGAAAAACCUUUUAAAUGUAAUCACUGUGAAAUGGCAUUUACCACUAACAGUAAACUUAAAGUACACAUAAGAGUACAUACUGGAGAGAAACCAUAUAAAUGUGAUGUUUGUAGUAAAUCGUUUGUGUAUAUCAGUAGUUAUAAAGAUCAUUCUGUAAAAAUUCACGAAAAACCCUUUAGUUGUGGUGUUUGUGGUAAAUCUUUUACACUCCAGGAAUACCUCAGAAAACAUGUUGUAUUACACACUGCUGAUAAACCUUAUGCUUGUGGAGUUUGUAGUAAAAAAUUUCUGAAAUUCGCAGGCCUAAAAAGUCAUAUGAAAAUUCAUACUGGAGAGAAACCCUAUACGUGUGGUAAUUGUAAUAAAUCUUUUAUUCAAGUUGGACAGUUAAAAUUUCACAUGAUGCUUCAUUCUGGAGAGAAACCAUUUAAAUGUGACUUUUGUGAUAAGACUUUUACUAGAAAAACUCAUGCCAUGGCACAUCAAUCAACACAUACUGGUGAUAAACCUCAUAAAUGUGAUAUCUGUAGUAAAUCAUUUACUCAUAUUUGUGAGCUGAAAAACCAUCUGCGAGUUCAUACUGGAGAGAAGCCAUUUACUUGUAACGUUUGUUUCAAAGCUUUUGCAUACUCGUCUAGUUUUAAAAGACAUUUACAAAUUCAUUCUAUGGACAAACCAUUCUGUUGUGGUGUUUGUGGUAGGUCUUUUAUUCUCCUGUCUUAUUUAACUAGACAUAUUAAAAUACAUUUGUGA
Messenger RNA from Lottia gigantea (owl limpet), 858 nucleotides. RefSeq lists its product as hypothetical. Gene Ontology annotation, cellular component: nucleus. The record is from RefSeq and is a predicted model, not a curated record. Gene Ontology annotation, biological process: regulation of transcription by RNA polymerase II. Lineage: Eukaryota; Metazoa; Mollusca; Gastropoda; Lottiidae. The transcript is spliced from 2 exons. Bases 1 to 858 code for a protein of 285 amino acids. Gene Ontology annotation, molecular function: DNA-binding transcription factor activity, RNA polymerase II-specific; RNA polymerase II transcription regulatory region sequence-specific DNA binding.